Messenger RNA from Cryptomeria japonica (Japanese cedar), 780 nucleotides. Its product is annotated as putative receptor like protein 25. The record is from RefSeq and is a predicted model, not a curated record. The coding region runs from base 1 to 780 and encodes 259 amino acids. The transcript has 3 exons. NCBI's taxonomy places the organism in Eukaryota, Viridiplantae, Streptophyta, Pinopsida, Cupressales, Cupressaceae. Gene Ontology annotation, molecular function: protein binding.
AUGGUGGCUAAAUCAGUGUGGAAUAAAGUGGAUGAACAUGUCUCAAUGAUUGCUAUAGGGUUGGGAUUUGGGAUUGGACUGGGUGGUACAAUAUCAGUAAUGGAACUGGAGAGAACGCACAAGGAUGGAGUUUUGAAUGGACUUGGAACCAAGGGAUUGGGUACUAAGGUUCUAGGCCCAUUGACAAAGGAGAGCAGGGAAAUGAGAAGACUUCAGUAUUUCCUCCUGCUGGACAGACUCCAAUUGUUUCUCCUGUUAGAUUUAUCCAGUAAUAAAUUUGGGGGAAGAAUCCCCCCUGCUCUAGAGGAUCUAAAGGGAUUUAGAAGCCCUAAAGUUUCACAACUAGGUGGCACUACACUAUAUGAGGAUAUACCGCCCAUCAGAAUAAAAGGAACAGAGUAUAGUCUGGAAUAUGUGCUGGCUGCAAACACUAUACUUGAUCUGUCAAACAAUAAUUUAACAGGGGAAAUACCACCAAACAUUGGGAAUCUAUCCCAGCUCAGGUUGCUAAAUCUGUCUAGAAACAAGUUUGAAGGUACAAUACCAGCAUCUUUGGGGCAAAUAGAACCUCUAGAGCAGUUGGACUUGUCUCAAAAUAGACUAAGUGGGGAAAUACCUGAGGAGCUAUGCCAGUUAUCCAAGUUGAGCUAUUGGAAUGUAUCUUUCAACCAUCUCUGUGGGCCAAUACCUGCAGGAAAACAACUUAUGACUUUUGAUGAGAGAUCUUACCAGGGAAACCGUACGUGUUUCUAUGGGUAUCCAUUACAAAGUUGCAAAUAG